AUGGGUAAUUCAGACAAGGAAUGCUUCGCCAAGUCCGGCCCCAAGCAUCUUUUUGAGGUUGACUGGGGCAAGGAGGAGCACCGCCGCUGCGCCAUCGCCUGCCUUGUGAAGGGCACCUCCAUCCUGGAGAGUGACCGGGCCGAGGGGAGGCAGGGGACGCCCGACGCGCGCGCGCCGCCGUGGUGGAGCAGCUUCCGCCUGCGCCUGCGCAAAACGCUCCUGUGUGACUGUUCCUGCAGGUGCGUGCUCCGCCAGCGCCUCGGGGCCAACCAGCCCUUCAUCUACGGCGCCAUCUUCGAGCACGUGCCGCCGGAGAGCCCUUCAUCUACGGCGCCAUCUCCGGCCGCUUCCCCGCCUCUACCACGGUUCAUCGUCGCCUUCCGGGGCACCAAGCGGUCGUUGCCCGCGGCGAUCCACGACUUCAGAGACGACCUCAGCGUCAUCCUCAGCAAGCAGGACACGUGCGAGCGCUUCCGCAGGGCGCGCGAGGAGGUCGCGGAGCUCCUGGAGAGCAACGGCGGGAGCGGCGGCGGCGGCGUCUGGCUCGCCGGGCACUCGCUCGGCGCGUCGGUGGCGCUCCACGUGGGGCGUCACAUGAUGGUCCACGGGGAGCUCAACCUCCCGACCUUCCUCUUCAACCCGCCGCGCGUGUCCCUGGCGGCCGCGUGGCUGCCGGAGUACUGGUGCCUCGUGAAAUCCAUGGCGAAGGGGGCGGCCGCGCGCACGCUCAUGAGGCCCCACGACAAGAGGAUGGAGGCCCUGUUCCGGAGGCUGGGGGCAUGGGUGCCGGAGCUGUUCGUGCACAAGGACGACGUCAUCUGCCGGGGCUACAUCGACUACUUCGAGGGGCGGGAGAAGAUGAAGGCGAAGUGCCCCGUAAUCCUACAGCCGCUAGCCCAGUCAGGGAUGAAACACUCGUUCUGGGACAUGGUCCGCAACACCGGGGGCCAGAGCGCUGACGACGACAACGAGGAGCAGAGGGUACAGCAGCACCUUCUGCCGUCGGCGAGGCUGUGGAAGAACUCAACGGAGAUCGGCGGCCUUUGUCACGCGCACAAGCUCAAGCACUGGUGGAAGCCGGACGAAGAGCUGGACUUGAGCCACAAACGAUACAAAUAUGAAGCAUAA
Messenger RNA from Panicum hallii, 1128 nucleotides. RefSeq names its product GDSL esterase/lipase At4g10955-like. The coding region runs from base 1 to 1128 and encodes 375 amino acids. The record is from RefSeq and is a predicted model, not a curated record. Lineage: Eukaryota; Viridiplantae; Streptophyta; Magnoliopsida; Poales; Poaceae. The transcript has 2 exons.